Messenger RNA from Lachnellula hyalina, 2196 nucleotides. RefSeq names its product 25S rRNA (cytosine-C(5))-methyltransferase (gene nop2). Gene Ontology annotation, molecular function: RNA binding; rRNA (cytosine-C5-)-methyltransferase activity. The coding region runs from base 1 to 2196 and encodes 731 amino acids. The record is from RefSeq and is a predicted model, not a curated record. The transcript has a single exon. Gene Ontology annotation, biological process: maturation of LSU-rRNA; rRNA base methylation. NCBI's taxonomy places the organism in Eukaryota, Fungi, Ascomycota, Leotiomycetes, Helotiales, Lachnaceae. Gene Ontology annotation, cellular component: nucleolus.
AUGGGAGUCGGACGCCGCAUGAAGAAGCAGGGCAUUCCCGAGCCGCUCGAUGAAGCGCAUUUCACGAACCUGAAGCGCAAAGCGGGCAUGUCUGUUACUGAAAGUAGGGAAGAAGCAAAGGGCUACGCAAAGAAAAGGAAGACGAACGGAUCUUCCGAGCCUAGAAGCAGACAAGAGAAGAGGGAUAGGAAAGAAAAGAAGACCAGUGAGGGGAAAAAGAAGCCGUUCACCAAUGCUCUACCUCCUACACCCAUGAAGAAAAGCAGCAAAAAGGCCGAAGCAAUUCCGUUGCCAAUGUCCGAUGAGGAAAUGGACGAUGAUUCCGAUGCCGCGGACCUUAUGGAUGAUGAAUUUGAUGGCAUAUCCAGCACUGAAGGGGACGCUGGAUUAAAGGAUGAUUUUCUAGAAUCGGGAAGUGAAGUGUAUGAUUCUGGAGAAGAUCAUCCACAAGCUAUGUUCUCGGAAGAUGAAGACGAGUCGGAUGCGGAGGAGAAACUCACAGCUGCCAAUAUCGCCGGUCUUACUAGAAAACUCGAUGACCAGAUGGCUGCCGAGGCGGAAGAUGCACAAGCUGAGUUGGAAGAGGCGGCGUUGCAGACAAAUAUUGCUGGGGAUCGACCGCAUGUACUAGAUGACGAUAGUGAUGAUGAAGGAGGGGCCAAGAAGAAUUCUCUGCUCGCACCGGAUUUACAGUUAUUAAGGUCGAGGAUCAAUGAUACGGUGCGCGUGCUGGAUGAUUUUUCGAAUCUGGCGGAAGAGGGAAGGUCGAGAGCAGAGUAUACAGCACAAUUGUUGAAAGAUAUUUGUGCGUACUAUGGGUACUCAGAAUAUCUGGCUGAGAAGCUAUAUAAUCUCUUCUCGCCAAAGGAGGCUUUUGCUUUCUUCGAAGCCAACGAAACUGCCAGACCAGUCGUCCUCCGAACGAAUACCCUCCGGACACACAGAAGAGAUCUAGCAACGGCUCUCAUCAACCGCGGCGUUACUCUGGAGCCUGUUGGAAAAUGGUCCAAAAUUGGUCUCCAAGUCUUCGAAAGCGCCGUCCCACUCGGAGCUACACCCGAAUAUCUAGCCGGCCACUACAUCCUACAGGCAGCAUCAUCCUUCCUCCCCGUCAUGGCCCUCGCACCCCAAGAAAACGAACGAGUCCUCGACAUGGCAUCCGCGCCUGGUGGAAAAACCACGCACAUCGCCGCUCUAAUGAAGAACACUGGCUGCAUCUUCGCAAACGAUAGCAACAAAUCCCGUGCCAAGGGUCUAAUCGGUAACGUGCACCGACUCGGAGCCAAGAAUGUCAUUGUAUGCAACUACGAUGCACGUGAAUUCCCCAAAGUCAUUGGUGGAUUUGAUAGAGUGCUCCUCGAUGCUCCCUGCUCAGGAACAGGCGUCAUCGCCAAAGACCCCAGCGUCAAAACCAACAAGACGGAGAAAGAUUUCCUCAUGCUUCCCCAUUUGCAAAAACAGCUUCUCCUCGCAGCAAUCGACUCAGUUGAUCACGCUAGCAAAACAGGGGGCUAUAUCGUUUACUCUACGUGUUCCGUUACAGUUGAGGAGAACGAACAGGUUGUGCAAUACGCGCUUAGCAAACGCCCGAAUGUCAAGCUCGUUGAGACCGGGCUGGUGUUUGGUAAAGAGGGCUUCACGUCGUAUAUGGGCAAACAAUUCGCCCAAUCUCUCAAAAUGACCCGCCGCUACUAUCCCCACGCCUACAACGUCGACGGAUUCUUCGUCGCCAAAUUCAAGAAAACAGGCCCAUCGCCUGCUAGUUCUUCCGCAAGCAACCACGGCGUCAAGAACGACGAUAUCGAUGAGGUGGAUAUUGAUAGACGUCCGGUGCCGGAAACAGAGGAAGAGGAGAAAGAAGAUGUGUUCGGGGGCUUUGAUGAGGAGGAGGAUAAGAAGUAUAUGGAGAGGGCGAAGAGGAAUUUGCUGAGGAAGAAGGGACAGGAUCCAAAUGCGCAUAGGGGGGACUUGAGUAAAAAGAGCGCGGAUGCAGAUGGCAAGGAGAAAAAGGAGAAGAAGAGUAAGAAAGCUGUGAAUGGGGAAGAGAAAAAGGAGAAGACCAAGAAGCGUGUUAAUGGGGAAGAGAAAAAGGAGAAGAGUACGAAGGCUGUGGACGUUGCAGAGAAAAGGGAAAAGAGCAAGAAGCCCGUGAAUGGGGAAGAAAGAAAGGAGAAGAAAAGUAAGAAGGAUAAGUGA